This is a messenger RNA of Exophiala bonariae, 2538 nucleotides long. RefSeq lists its product as uncharacterized. Gene Ontology annotation, cellular component: mitochondrial inner membrane. The coding region runs from base 1 to 2538 and encodes 845 amino acids. NCBI's taxonomy places the organism in Eukaryota, Fungi, Ascomycota, Eurotiomycetes, Chaetothyriales, Herpotrichiellaceae. Gene Ontology annotation, molecular function: RNA binding. The record is from RefSeq and is a predicted model, not a curated record. The transcript is spliced from 3 exons.
AUGAUCGGCUCUAGAACCCUUCGAUCGGCUUGGGCGCGUCCUCCCUUAGCUCGGGCAACAAAUCCGAGAAAGCAAUAUUUCUACACUGCAAAUGGCUUUCGUCCUCGGCCUGCCCUAGGCACGUUACCCACUGGCAGGAGAAAGGCCACCAACGAAGCUGGCGAGGACGAAACGGGUCAUAUCGACACUAAGCCAAACGAGGGUAUCUUCUUCUUUGACAACGUCUUUCCGCUCAAGCUGCAAUGGCUGAAUCUAAUCCCAUAUCUCAACCCCGACAAGUUCCUCGCAACAUCCCUCCAAAAGGUCAACCAGCCUGGCCUCGCCCUUGCCGACACCUCAAGUAUCAUCAAGCGCGCCCUGCCCGACCAGAUGCCUCUUAAAGUACUCGAGGUUCUUCCAAGACUUCGCGAGGGUGGUGCAUUUGUCAAAUUCUCCCAUGAUGGAGCAAUCACCGCACAGGAGCUGGAGAACACAUUAAAGGAAUAUAUGAAAGAAAAACCUAUCACACCCUGGUUCAAUCCUCUGCGCACAGUUCGUGCCUUUUUGGUUCAAGGAAAACCCUGGAUCGAAGACUUGUACCGUGUGCCUUGCGCGAGAAUCAGAGUCGAGUUUAUGCCCACAACUCCCGAAUCCUCUGCUGCAGAAUUAACCCAGGAGACCCUCUACUCAUUGUUCCGCAGAUACGGCAAAAUUUCAGAGAUUAUUCCUCAGCCUUCCGACUCCAAGGUUCUUCCCAAAUUUGCCUACGUCGAUUAUACAAGAAUUCGCUUUGCCACCAUGGCCAAGAAUUGUAUGCACGGCUUCACAGUCCCCACUGAAGAAGGGGGUGGUAAAGCUGGGACUCUUUUGAGACUAAGCUAUGAGUCCAAGCGGAAGAAGGGCUGGUUCUGGGAUUGGAUCAGUAACCAUCCAAGAAUUGUCCUCCCCAUUCUCGUGGCACUUUUGACCGCUACUUCGGUCACUGUCUUUGAUCCUAUCAGAACAUUUUUCAUCCGCAUGCACAUCACUCAUGGCUUGCAUUUAGAGGACCAGGCUUUGUACAGGUACAUCAAGAGUCAGCUUUCUCGAGGUUACGAUAUUAUCCGGUUUAGAAAGCAGUCAGAGAACGAUGACAACUUGAGGAUAAUAUGGGAAGAUCGGCAUGAAGCUAUCCAACAAUUACAGACAUGGUUGAUUGAAACCGCCGACACCUUUAUUGUUGUGCAAGGCCCUCGAGGUGCGGGAAAGAAAGAGCUGGUCAUGGAUCAAGCGUUGAAAGAUCGGCCCAAUAAACUGAUCAUCGAUUGUAAAAAGGUACAGGAAGCACGUGGCGAUAGCAAUACUAUUGCAGCCGCUGCUGAUCAAGUGGGCUACAAGCCAGUCUUCUCAUGGAUGAACAGCAUCAGCAGUAUGGUGGACUUGGCGGCUAUGGGUACCAUCGGCACCAAGACUGGCUUUUCUGAAACCCUCGACUCACAACUGGCCAAGAUCUGGAGUAAUACUACCGCCGCUCUCAAGCAGAUCGCUUUGGCCCCACGAAAGAAUGACGACAAAGACAUGAACAUGUCCGAUGACGAAUGGCUUGAAGCACAUCCAGAUGCUCGGCCAGUCGUUAUUAUCGACAAUUUCUUACACAAGAGCAAUGAAGGGGCUGUCAACAUGGUCUACGACAAAUUAGGAGAAUGGGCCGCCACAUUAACCACUCAAAAUAUCGCACAUGUGAUAUUCUUGACCACAGAUGUCUCCUUUUCCAAAUCACUUGGCAAGGCUUUACCAGACCGAGUUUUCCGUCAAAUUGCCUUGAGCGAUUGCACACCUGAAGUGGCUAAGAAAUUGGUCAUCAAUCAAAUUACCCGCGAUUCUGAAGACGAUGAGGAGGAGUCUAAAGUCACAGAAUCGCGGAUGAGGAGUGAUUUGGAUGAGCUUGAUGGAGUCAUUCAAGUCUUAGGAGGUCGACUCACAGAUCUAGAGUUUCUCGCUCGUAGGAUCAAGGCGGGCGAAUCACCAGGCAAAGCUGUUCGCCAGAUUAUUGAACAAUCGGCAUCUGAGAUCCUUAAGAUGUACCUGCUUGAUGUCGACGUGGCAAACCGUAAAUGGACGCCGCAGCAAGCCUGGUAUCUUGUUAGAGAACUGGCUGCCAAUGAGACUCUACGUUACAAUGAGCUCCUCCUCAAUGAUAUAUUUAAGGAUGGAGAGGUUGUCCUCCAAACCCUGGAGCAGGCGGAAUUGAUUUCCAUCUCCUCUCAGAACGGCCGGCCAUACGGUAUUAAACCUGGCAAACCGGUUUUCCAGGCCGCUUUCGAAUACCUCACCGAAGAUGAGGUCCUGAAGGCACGUCUUGACCUCGCCAUUCUGACUCAGUUGAUUGGCAUUGAGAACAAGAACGUGGAUAAAUAUGAACUCGAACUGAAGACACUGGGAGAAUACCCUGGGACACCUAGUGAAUUGAAACCCAGGAUAAAGUGGUGCUUGGACAAAGCCGCGGCUAGUCAUGCAAAGGUCGAAAAGUAUGAGACUCAAGCUGGGCGAUUCAAGAAAAUACUGGCGGAAAAGUUCUGA